AUGCCAUUGGCAUGUGUUAUAUCUGCUUGUACCAGCAAGCAAAAGGUUGGCAAGAGUGGUUCAAAGAAAACACAAAAAUUAAAAAAAAAGCAAAUUGCAUUUCACAGGUGAGGCUACUAUACUCCUAUAGCAAAGAGUUUAGGCAAAAUAAGAAAUUUUAUUAGUGCUACAAUUGAAUGUAAACAUUAGCAAUCUAGCAAACUAAAUGGAUGCAGACAUACAAAAUGUAAAAAUUCAAAAAUGUAUUUAAAUAACAAGGCUGUUCAAACAAUAAUUUACAUAAUUAUACAGUAUAACAAUACAGUUUGACAAUAUGAACUAGUCAAUUGAAAGCCUGGCCCGGGCAUAUAGUAGGACUUUGCAGGGGAAAUAUUGUUUUUUUACAAAUGUUGCCAAUUUGAUACUAGCUGGGAUUUAAAAAUUUCAUAAAGCCAGGUAUAAUAGCUGGGGUUUAACUUGUGUGAAACAGGGCAAAGGAACAGCAUUUUUGAGCCAGGAUUUCAAGACCUAUGAUACUGUAUGUUAAAAUCCCUGCAUAGUCCCAGGGGUUGGGGGAGGGUUUCAAUUGACUAGUGCAUUACACAACAAUAUUAUAAAAAACUGUGCAUUCACCCUGGUGAUAAUUUGCAUUAAAAAUUGAAAUAUUUAGAUUUCCAGUAAAAAAUCCAUCACUACUGGAAAAGUGGGAGGAGUCGGUCAGGAGUGUAAAUGAUUCCAAAGACUGGAAAGCUACAGAAUUCAGCAGUCUCUGUAGCAACCACUUUCACACAAGGGACUAUAUUAUCCCCCCAUCAGAAAAUGAUGCAUGCAGAUUAAAAUCCAAUGCAGUUCCAGAAAUAUUUUCAAAACCUCCUCUUAAUGCUGGCUUGACAAGAUCUUUGCGCAGACGACUUGAAGGAGAAAACCAGUCAAACAAUUCGCUUUCCCCAGAAGCAAAGGUAUUGCACGACCACACUUACUGCAGCAAAUUGACGACAGCAUUCGAGGAUAGCGAGAACAAGGAAAACGACAGGCCAGCACUAGAAGACACAUUAAAAAGAAAAAUUAGGAGCCUACAACAACAACUUAGGCAAAAGAAGGCAAAACAACAAACUAUGGCUGAUGUAAUUCAUGAACUUCAACAAAAACAAAUAAUUGAACAAGAUGAUGCUGAGGUAAUGCAUUCAAAAUUUGAUGGGGUUCAAUUGUCGAUAUUCAGAGACACUAAAAACAAUGUUAGUUGUGCACCCUGUGGAAGGAGAUAUUCUGACCCAGUGAAAGAAUUUGCCACAACUCUACACUACUACUCACCUAAGGCAUAUCAAUAUGUACAAUCCAUCCUCCCAUUGCCAAACCAUCUCUCAUCAGAAAAUGGUCAAGCGUCUUAG
Molecule: messenger RNA, 1367 nt
Organism: Paramuricea clavata
Lineage: Eukaryota; Metazoa; Cnidaria; Anthozoa; Malacalcyonacea; Plexauridae
Source: the annotation of a GenBank genome assembly